Messenger RNA from Scheffersomyces amazonensis, 831 nucleotides. It is a transcript of the gene MED11, whose product is annotated as Med11p. Gene Ontology annotation, molecular function: transcription coregulator activity. The record is from RefSeq and is a predicted model, not a curated record. Gene Ontology annotation, cellular component: mediator complex. Gene Ontology annotation, biological process: regulation of transcription by RNA polymerase II. The transcript has a single exon. NCBI's taxonomy places the organism in Eukaryota, Fungi, Ascomycota, Pichiomycetes, Serinales, Debaryomycetaceae. Bases 102 to 812 code for a protein of 236 amino acids.
CGAGGGCUCACUGAAAUUUUUCAUUUUCAGAUAAGGGCAUUAAAAAAACCACCAAGUAUAGUUACAAGCGUAAUCACGAGUAUAAUUUAUAAAGAAUAAAUAUGUCUAUAAUUGAUGAAAAGGCAGAUACAUAUGUUCAAGAGAGGAUAGAUGCGUUAUAUGAAAUAGAUUGUAAAAUUGUAUCGUUAUUGGAUGGUAUAUCAAGUUUAUUCCAGACCUACUCAACAUCUAAGCAAAGUCAUAAUAUAGAGAACUUGAAAGAUCAAGUAUCUGAACAAACAGAAAAUGUAUAUAACAUAUUGAGUAAAGUGGCAAUAGAUUUACGUAAGGAAGUAAAGAUUAUGGAUGAUAAUAUAGGAGUGUAUGACAAGAAUAAGGAUGGUGUGAUGAUAUUACCAAUUGGAGUAGAACAGAAGAAUACUAGUCUAGGAUCUAAGAAAUUGAAUGAAUCUUUAAAGCAAUUGGAUAAUGUGUUGGGGAUUAAAGAGGAGAAUGAAAAUGAGGAUGAGAAUAAUGAUAACAAUGAAGAUGAUGAGUUUGAGACCGAUGAUAAACAAGCUAUCUCGGUUGAGGAAGUAGCCAAAGAACUUAAGAGUGACGAUGUAGAUGUAGAGAUGGAAGAUGCAGUGGAAGAAAAACCUGCUACAGAAUCGCUCGUAACAUCAAAUGUGACUGAAAGGGAUGUGGAGGUAGAAAAUGAUAAUGAAGUUAAGGUUACUAGUUUUAAUAAUGAAGAUACUUCUACAGCUAAUGUUAAAUCUGAAGGUGAAGUUCCUAAUGACGAAGAUGAUGAUUUGUUUGAAGACGUAUAGAACAUAAAAAGUAAAUAUA